Porites lobata is the source of this 1552-nucleotide messenger RNA. NCBI's taxonomy places the organism in Eukaryota, Metazoa, Cnidaria, Anthozoa, Scleractinia, Poritidae. The record is from the annotation of a GenBank genome assembly.
AUGCAAGCAUUUACUAGUCCGUAUGUGUGCCCAUAUUUCACCUGUUCAUCGCCAUAUUGUCUAACCCUAAGAAACACGGCAUUGGCGUCAAGUCUGCAAUCAGUUAACAGGUCACCUUCAAGCCCAAGUCAGCCAGGAGUCUCCUCAUUCACAAUCUCGUCCAUUCUGGCCCGUUCUGAUGACUCACAAACAAGUAAAACGAGAACUGAAGACACGAACGAACCGAAAUCCUGCCCCGACAGUGGCCUAAGUACAGCUACGCAGUUUUUGCCCUACAGCUCGCAUGUUUCAUUAGAAAGAUUUCACCCAUAUCACCGACCACUGGCAGCCAGUGCUUUUGGGAGAACUAGCUGUGGAUCCGUACAAAAAGGUAAUAUAAUGAGAUAAGAUAGUUAUCACACAUCAGUUCCAGAAAUCAGUAAAUUACGUAUGUCCAGUAGAAAUCAAUGGCAUCACCUUUUUCAGUGUAUAACAAUUUAGAAAUAAUCGCACUUUAAAUAUCUAGAUUUUUCGUUCCCACCUAUGCAGUUUUAUCCGAAGAUUGCACUGACAUUUUAUGUCUUCAGGGAGGCUAAUUCUCCAUAUUUUCCCGUAAUGUCAUGACUUCAUCUUUUUUAUCAACUGCAUUUGCAAAAAUGUCCUGAUUUUCAAACUUAAAUUUUUCUGCCUUCUGUAAAUUAUGAUGAAGUAUCAUUAAAUACAUUUUUACGAGUUUUAGAUAUAAUUGGCAAAUCGUUCUGUGAUAUUACAACCAGUCUCUAAGGCUCAUGUCAAAUCGCACAACUUGAAGACUGAACGACUUUGGAUUUUCUUGUAUUUUUGACAGCCUUUGCUUGGAAAGUUUCAGGGAUUAAUUUACUUCUCCUGCAGAUGAAAAAAAUCAGGCAUUUACAGCACCGUGUGUCUAUUAUCGUGAAUUAAGAAAAUCACUGAAAAGCUCAAUUGAAAAGAAAAUGCUUUGUUAAAAUCGGGAGUAAUCUCCUUAAAGGCCCAUUUUCCCGUGCGAAUGUGCCCUUAAUUGCUUUAUACAAAUUGAGUCUCAUUCAAUAACAUAAAGCCCUCAUCAGGCAAAGCUCGGCUAAUUUAGUUUUUCAAUUUUUCAUACCAAGACAACCCUUUUAUUGAAGUCUUUAUUAUAAAAAAUUGAAAGACUAAAAUAUAGUUUUGAAGAUGUGAUAAUUAACGCGCACCUUCGGAGAAAUAAACGAAAAGUCAGGGACCAGAACCCUGAGGAAGUAGUGUCGUUUUUUAGUAACAUUUAGCUUGAUUCGUUGUUCUAGAUGGAGAAUCAAUCCUUUCAGUUGUUCACCACGAAGAAAACAAGGCUUGGAACUUUAAGCAAGGAAAACCGAAGAGAAUUCGCACAAUUUUCACUCCGGAGCAACUAGAGCGGCUUGAAAAAGAAUUUGACCGACAACAGUAUAUGGUUGGAGCAGAGAGACAUUAUCUAGCUGCCUCACUCAAUCUCACCGAAACACAGGUGAAGGUCUGGUUCCAAAAUAGAAGAAUUAAAUGGAGAAAACAGAAGAUGGAUCGUCCCAGCUCAAGUUAA